Chondrus crispus (carragheen) is the source of this 519-nucleotide messenger RNA. RefSeq lists its product as hypothetical. Lineage: Eukaryota; Rhodophyta; Florideophyceae; Gigartinales; Gigartinaceae. The record is from RefSeq and is a predicted model, not a curated record. Bases 1 to 519 code for a protein of 172 amino acids. The transcript has a single exon.
AUGCAGGUAUUACCGCUCUCCCGCACGCCCUGCGGCACGAGCGUAACGCAGUCGUUCCUGUCACACUCUCCCUGCGUCUUCACAAUGGAGGUGACAUCGAGACACACAGCCACGAGCGCGGCGACAGCGACGGCUGCCAGGGCGACGACGAAGACCCUGCGCGCGGUGCGCGGCGGGAAGACGGCGGCGAGCAGGGCGAACGAGAAUGCGCAGAGGACACCGAGCAGGGCGGCGACGAUGCGGACGGCGGAGUUGGGCGUGGGCCAGCCCGCGGCGAGCGCGUACGCGAAGAUGGGGCGCGUCGCGUGCUCGGAGGCCUCCCGGAUCAGGUCCGGGACCGCGGAGACCGGGCGGAAGAAGGCGCGGCGCGCGGGCACCGACGGGCCGAUCACCGCGAUAGACCAGCACGUCCACGUGAGCAGCAGCGUCGCGCAGGUCUGGGGGCGGUCAGCGAGGGAGAGGGCGGAGCGGCAAGGGAGGGAAGCGCGGGGGGCGCCAGGUGUCACGUACCGCCAGUAG